CUCUUCUUCUUCUUCCUUCUUCUCGUAGCUUCAAAUAGAUUCAUCAAAAAAAGAGUAAAUAACAUCAAAAUCCACAUAACCAAAUCAGAAAAUGUCAGUAGUUUUACUCUCUUCUACUUCUGCAACAAUCACAAAAUCCCAAUCCAAAAAGAUUCCCUUUUUAUCUCCCACCACAAAAUUCCCAUUCAAAGUCUCAAUUUCUCCAUCAAGAUCGAAACUUUUCAACAACCCUUUACGCGUGGCGGCGCCACCGUCUAUACCCACUUCGGAUCCGGCGGAGGAGAAGCGGAUAGAAGAAGAGUUCGGCGGAGAUAAGGAAGAAGAAGAGUCUGAGUUUAAGUGGAGAGAUCAUUGGUAUCCAGUUUCUUUGGUAGAGGACUUGGAUCCGAACGUACCAACCCGGUUUCAGCUCUUGGGUCGAGACCUUGUCCUCUGGUUUGAUCGGAAUGAUCAGAAAUGGGCCGCCUUUGAUGAUCUUUGCCCUCACCGGCUCGCUCCUUUAUCUGAAGGAAGGUUGGAUGAGAAUGGACACUUGCAAUGUUCGUAUCAUGGAUGGUCAUUUAGUGGGUGUGGAUCUUGCACUAGGAUUCCACAGGCUGCUACUUCAGGUCCUGAAGCUCGUGCUGUUAAAUCCCCGAGAGCUUGCGCUAUUAAGUUUCCGACAAUGGUGUCUCAAGGUCUUCUCUUUGUGUGGCCUGAUGAAAAUGGUUGGGAUAGAGCAAAUUCAAUUGAACCGCCUAGGUUGCCAGAUGAUUUUGAUAAACCGGAAUUUUCGACGGUGACAAUUCAGAGGGAUCUUUUCUAUGGAUAUGAUACUCUCAUGGAAAAUGUAUCUGAUCCUUCCCAUAUAGAUUUUGCUCAUCACAAGGUUACAGGAAGAAGAGACAGAGCCAAACCAUUGCCGUUCAAGGUAGAGUCAAGUGGGCAUUGGGGUUUCCAAGGUGCGAAUGAUGACAAUCCAAAGAUAACCGCAAAGUUUGUUGCUCCGUGCUAUUCUUUGAACAAAAUUGAGAUCGAUGCGAAGCUACCAAUCUUCGGUAAUCAAAAAUGGGUAAUUUGGAUUUGCUCAUUUAACAUACCAAUGGCUCCAGGAAAGACCCGUUCCAUUGUUUGCAGCGCCCGUAACUUCUUCCAAUUCUCUGUACCAGGACCCGCUUGGUGGCAGGUUGUACCGAGAUGGUAUGAACACUGGACGUCGAACUUAGUCUAUGACGGAGACAUGAUAGUACUUCAGGGACAAGAGAAAGUAUUCCUCUCUAAAUCAAUGGAGUCACCGGACUAUGACGUGAACAAACAGUACACAAAGCUUACAUUCACUCCAACCCAAGCAGAUCGUUUCGUUCUAGCUUUCAGAAACUGGCUCAGACGGCAUGGCAAGAGUCAGCCUGAAUGGUUUGGCUCCACCACAUCUAACCAACCACUCCCUUCCACCGUCUUAACCAAGCGUCAGAUGCUAGAUAGAUUUGAUCAGCAUACACAAGUAUGUUCCUCCUGCAAAGGAGCUUACAACAGUUUCCAAAUCCUCAAGAAGUUUCUCGUUGGCGCGACGGUUUUCUGGGCCGCCACAGCUGGUGUUCCUUCUGAUGUCCAGAUUCGACUGGUUCUGGCGAGUUUAUCACUGAUAUCAGCUGCUUCCGCAUAUGCUUUACAUGAACAAGAGAAGAACUUUGUGUUUAGAGAUUAUGUCCAUUCUGAAAUCGACUUCAAUAGCGGUGCAAAUGAAACCCUAAAAGUAUCUGAGCGAAGGUUCAAUUUUGAAGUUGUUUCCCAGAAGAAAGCUAAGAAACUUCGAAAGGUAAUCUUGAAAGAGGAUGUGACGGAUUUGGGUAAGCAAGGGCAAUUACUUGAUGUGAAAGCUGGAUUUUUCAGAAACUUCCUUUUGCCUACGGGAAAGGCUCAGCUUAUGACUCCACUUCUGCUCAAGGAAUUGAAGAUGGAAGACGAACGGAUAGAGGCAGAAAAGCAAAGGGUGAAAGAAGAAGCACAACAACUGGCGAUGGUAUUUGAGACCGUUGGUGCUUUCAAGGUUAAACGUAAAGGUGGUAAAGGCAAACUGAUAUUUGGAUCUGUCACAGCACAAGACCUCGUCGACAUCAUCAAAGCGCAGCUUCAAAGAGACAUAGACAAACGCCUUGUCUCUCUCCCGGAAAUACGUGAAACAGGAGAAUACAUAGCCGAACUCAAGCUUCAUCCCGAUGUCACAGCUCGAUUUUGUCCAAUGGAGUUUGAAGGUGAUAGGAACGUUUACCUGAGAGACACAUGGAGAGAACAAAAUAUGAUCUGCAGUAUCUUGCCCAUUAACCCGAGCUCGAGCGGGCUAUGGCCAUCCCCGAAGAUCCCAGAUCAUAGAGCGAACAUCAAGUUCUAUGAUUACAUGUUUCCUCAUGUUCAGAUUAUAUUCCUCAUCGUCACCAUUCUCUGGCAGUUCUUCCAUUUCUUCCUUAAACGUCUCGGCAUGAUUCGUUUCACCUCUCAUAUGCUUACUGGGAUUCUCCUAAGCAAGUCCUUUUUGAAGGAGAAUACACCCGCGAGGAAAUUUUUCUCGACGGAAGACUACAAAGAGACUCUGUUUGGUCUGGUGGGUGCGUGUUCCUACAUGAUGUUUUGGUUCUUGAUGGGAGUUAAAAUGGACUUGGGUCUGAUCCGCAGCACUGGGAGAAAAGCCGUUGCUAUCGGUCUUUCCUCAGUGUUACUCUCUAUAACGGUUUGCGCCUUUAUCUUCUUCUUGAUCCUAAGAGAUGUAGGGACGAAAAAGGGAGAACCAGUUUUGAAUUUCUUUGAAAUCAUUUUCAUCUAUUUGAUCCAAUGCCUUUCGUCGUUUCCCGUAAUUGGAAACCUUCUUUUUGAGCUUAAGCUCCAGAAUUCAGAGCUUGGCCGUCUUGCUAUGUCCUCUGCAGUGAUCAGUGACUUCAGCACCUCAAUUCUCUCCGCGGUUCUAGUCUUUAUAAAGGAACUCAAGGAUGAAAAAACUCGGCUUGGAUCCAUUUUUAUCGGCGAUGUUAUUGUCGGAAACCGUCCUAUGAAGCGUGCAGGCACAGUGGUGUUCUUUGUUUGUUUCGCCAUAUACAUAUUCAGGCCAUUAAUGUUCUUCAUUGUCAAGAGAACGCCUUCUGGUCGCCCCGUAAAGAAAUUCUAUGUAUAUGCAAUCAUCAUUCUUGUCUUUGGAUCUGCCAUUCUUGCGGACUGGUGCAAGCAAUCUAUCUUCAUGGGACCUUUCAUCUUAGGUUUAGCUGUUCCGCACGGUCCACCUUUGGGCUCUGCAAUCGUCCAGAAGUUGGAGUCUGUGGUUUUCGGCACAUUCCUUCCCUUCUUUGUGGCUACCUCCGCGGAAGAGAUUGAUACUUCGAUUUUACAGUCUUGGAUAGAUUUGAAGAGUAUUUUCAUCAUUGUGUCUGUAUCGUUUGUUGUCAAAUUCGCUCUCACGACUCUCCCAGCCUUUUUAUACGGUAUGCCAGCAAAUGACUGCAUUGCUCUGUCUCUUAUUAUGUCAUUCAAAGGCAUUUUCGAGUUUGGCGCUUACGGUUAUGCGUAUCAAAGAGGGACUAUUAAGCCGGUGACCUUUACGGUUUUAUCUUUGUACAUCUUGUUUAACUCUGCAGUCAUACCUCCGAUCUUGAAACGCAUUUACGAUCCUUCGAGGAUGUACGCAGGAUACGAGAAGCGGAACAUGCUUCACAUGAAACCAAACUCGGAGCUCAGGAUUCUAUCGUGUAUCUACAGAACAGACGAUAUCCGUCCCAUGAUUAAUCUCCUUGAAGCUACUUGUCCCUCAAGAGAAAACCCGGUAGCUACUUAUAUCCUUCACUUGAUGGAGUUAGUAGGACAAGCCAGUCCAGUCCUCAUCUCUCACCGAUUACAAACCCGUAAAAGCGAGAACGCGUCUUAUAAUUCUGAAAACGUCGUUGUCUCAUUCGAACAGUUCCACAAAGAUUUUUUCGGCUCUGUUUUCGUCAGCACUUACACGGCUUUAUCCGUGCCAAAGAUGAUGCACGGAGACAUAUGUAUGCUGGCUCUCAACAACACAACGUCUCUCAUCAUCCUUCCUUUCCACAUAACUUGGUCCGCUGAUGGAUCAGCCAUUGUUUCAGACAGCAAGAUGAUCCGGAAACUAAACAAGAGUGUCCUCGACCUCUCUCCUUGCUCUGUCGGAAUCUUCGUUUAUCGAAGCAAUAAUGGCCGAAGAACAAUCAAAGAAACAGCUGUAAACUUCUCAUCUUACCAAGUCUGUAUGCUCUUCCUCGGAGGUAAAGACGAUAGAGAAGCUUUAUCACUCGCUAAGAGAAUGGCCCGUGACUCAAGAAUCAACAUCACAGUGGUUUCACUCAUCUCUUCCGAACAGAAAGCUAAACAAGCAACCGAUUGGGAUCGAAUGCUCGAUUUAGAACUACUCAGAGACGUGAAGAGCAAUGUUCUUGCUGGUGCUGACAUUUUCUUCUCCGAGGAAGUAGUGAAUGACGCAAAUCAAACAUCACAAUUGUUAAAAUCAAUUGCGAAUGAGUAUGAUCUGUUCAUAGUCGGAAGGGAGAAAGGAAGGAAGAGUGUUUUCACCGAAGGGCUUGAAGAAUGGAGUGAAUUCGAGGAACUUGGCGUCAUUGGAGAUCUCUUGACUUCAGAGGAUCUUAAUUGUCAAGCUUCUGUGUUGAAACAUCGAUCGAUUAACGCUGGAAAUGGCAAUGAGAUUCCAUUAGGACUUCGGGAAGUUGCGUCGGUAGAUAUACAGAGUUGUAAAGCCCUUGUUGUUACCACUUCAUGUUAGGAAUUGAUUAGAAAUAAGGACUUUCUUGAGCUACAAGUAACGAUUACAAUGUUUUUGAUGUUGUAUAUAUUUCAACCUUUUUCGGUCUGUGAAUAAUUUGAGAAGUUUCCU
Molecule: messenger RNA, 4867 nt
Organism: Arabidopsis arenosa
Lineage: Eukaryota; Viridiplantae; Streptophyta; Magnoliopsida; Brassicales; Brassicaceae
Source: the annotation of a GenBank genome assembly